Drosophila bipectinata is the source of this 574-nucleotide messenger RNA. RefSeq lists its product as uncharacterized. The record is from RefSeq and is a predicted model, not a curated record. Lineage: Eukaryota; Metazoa; Arthropoda; Insecta; Diptera; Drosophilidae.
UUCCUUGUCAAGUAAACAAUUUCGAGAAUAUUUAUUCGUUAGAAAUUUGUUAUUCUUAUUAUAUUUUUUUUUUUGAAAUUCCACCAUGCAAUGCCGGAAAAAGUCGAACGUAUUCUUUAUCGAUAAUGUAAACACUUGCAUGUUUGGGUUGAAGUCUUCGACUCAGGAAGCAUUGGAAUUGGGUGCCAAGACGCCGGAAAACUAUACCAGACAACGUAAUGUUUCUAAAAAAAUACUAAACUUCCGGUCGUUAUCCUCAAAACAGUAUCCUGAAAUGGCGGCUUCAGGAAUACCCCCUCUGAAACCACAGCCCCUAUCUUCGGUUUACUCACAUGACUACUCCGAUCAUAGUGCCAUUGGACAAAAGAUGAAGCCUCCCUGCAAGAUUGAGGAAGUCCUGCCAGAUGCGGAAUACUGUCGACGCCCCAUCAAUGUGUUCUACAUGCUUCCUUCAAGCAGAUUCAAGUUUAUGGACGACCACCUAAAAACAGAUCUUGUCCCAGAACGUCGAAAAAAGAUUGACUUUUUCCGUCAAAUAAGGAAUCAAACUUUAUUAUUUUAAUGAAGAAAAUUU